Messenger RNA from Cinara cedri, 5480 nucleotides. NCBI's taxonomy places the organism in Eukaryota, Metazoa, Arthropoda, Insecta, Hemiptera, Aphididae. The record is from the annotation of a GenBank genome assembly.
AUGCCUGUAUGUAUUCCUCUUUGUUUAAACGAUUUUGCUUUAUUUUCGUCCGAAUGUAAUCUAAUGAUAUUAUAUAGAGGCGAGGCUGUAUACUAUAUGACAUUGACGAUCUCUGGUCGAGUCUGGCCAAUGACAAGCCGACUCCGCCCCGUGAAGUCUCGCGUUACUCUUUGCCACGGCACCGAGGUCACCGGCGAUCAUCAUUCUGCUGACAGCAAUAUGGACAGCUCAGAAGGACGACGACCGAAAUGUGCACGAUGUAGGAAUCACGGAGUUAUAUCGUGGUUGAAGGGUCACAAAAAACGGUGCACAUUCAAAGAGUGCGUGUGUCCCAAAUGCAAUCUUAUAGCCGAACGACAGCGGGUUAUGGCUGCUCAAGUGAGUAAAAUUUAAUAUUUUUGUAAUUGGUUACCUACAGGUUUCAAGGAUAUAUCUAGGUUUAAAAGUACAAAGUCAAUUUUAUAUUAUAAGUUUUAUAAACUCGUGUAAAAUUUCUGUUAAAUAAUUAAAAUUACUUUUCAAACAGAAUUGAACAGUAUAUGAACGUAGUUAAAAAUAUUUAAUAUUAAUAAUUUACUAUCAAAAUUAUUCAAAUAUGUUGGUAUAAUAAUACAUAGAAAUUUACUUAAUAAUUAUCAACUCUUAGGUACGUAUUGAAAUUAUAUUAUCAUUAAUAAAAAAACCAAAUUAAAAUAAUAAAUGGAUUUUUAUAUUUUUUUGUAUGAAAAAAAAUCCUAACUAAAGAAGCAAAAAAAAAAAAAAUGUUUCAAUUGCGUGUCUUCAAAUUUUUUAUCAAUACAAAAAUUAAUAAUAAUAAUAUUUAUAUUUUAAAUUUUUAAUAUAUAUAUAUAUAUAUAUAUACAUAGUAAAUAAAUAUAUAAAUACAAAUUGUAUGUAUACAAAUAAACAAAAGAAUAAAUGCGUCGCCUGGAGUAUUAUGAUAAGUGUAUUCACGACCGGUUUUGAAUUAAAAAUUAUUCAUCAGGUACAUCAAAGUCAAAAUGUAAAACGUUACUGAAUUAUCAUUUUUUUAUUUUUUAUAUUUAUUAUAUAUUUAUUUAUUUAUAUUUUUUAUAUUAUUUAAUAACCAUUUUAAUAAUUUUGGUAUACCUUAUUAUUUUAUUAUUUAUUACUAUAUAUUAUACCUACAUUAUAUCAAGUCAAAUAAGAUUAAUAAUAAAAAAAAAAAAAUGUAAGAAAAUACUAUAAUUGCAAAUAGGUAUUCACAUAUUUUAUAUUUUUAAAUAAUCAAUAAUUUAAUUUGUAUUGUGCUGAGGCUAAAAUAUAUACUUUUUUCAAAUAGUAUCAACCAAAAGCAAACAAAAAUAUAUAAACUAGAAAAUAUAAAAUACCUAUAAUUAGCUCAAAAAUGUUUUAAAAAAUUGACCACUAUAAUUUUUCCUUUUAAAAAAGAAAAUUUAAAUUAUAUGUCAAAACUUAAAGUCUCUAUGAAUAUUUUUUAUAUUUUAUAUUUUUAUUUUUAAUGUUUUUCAACAAAAAAAAACAAAUUUAAAAAUAAUAAAGUAUAAUUUUCGUAAAAUUUUCCGUUAUUCUUUCUCGAUAUUGUUCAAUUAUUAAAAAAACCAAACGGAAAAUCAAAAUAGGUUUUUUUUUAUACAUCAACAAGAUUAAAAAUGAAACAAAAAAGGUCUUUUGAAAUGUUUUGGUAAAAGCAGGAUUUCUAGUAGAAAAUAUAAUUCGAAGAAAUAAAAAAUAAUAAAAUCGUAAUGUCGUAAAUUUGUUAGGUUUCAUUUUAUGUAUUUUCUUGGUUUUUCUAAUUAUUAUGAAAUUAUUGGAAAAUCAAAGUACGACUUUUUCACUAAUCAACUUGACCUUAAAUGCAAUUAAAAAGGUCUUUUGUCAUUUUUCGAUUGGUGCAAAAUUUUUGACCGAAAAGUUGUCAUAACAUAAAUCGAAGUAAAACCAAUAGAUACCUCCCUUCGCUCAGAAUAUAAAAACAAAUUAGAAAAGUCCACUCCUAGAGUCCACUCUAGAUCGUAGAAAUUUCCUGGUUUCUAAAGUAUUUUACAUUAUUAAACAAUCAACUAUAAUUCCGUUUACAAUUUUGAAAGAAUUUUGUAAUCUAGUUUAAUAUUAUGCUUAUGUGUAGAAACCUAAAUACUCGUAAAUUUAAUGUCUUUAUACUUCGUAAUUAGUUGAUAAGACAUUUUCAAAAUUUUUAGUGUACUUAUUUUACAUUCAGAGCGUAGCUAUGAUGUGUAUUUUAGAUUCGAAGCGUAGCGAGUGAUGUGCGUGUUUUUAUUUUUUAUAUCUGUGAUCAACUUUUCUACCAAAAAACUAGCUCUGAAGUGACGAGUGUAGCAUCUUUUCUGAAAGGUAAUUUUAUCUAGUUGGUGCAUUGAGUAGGUAAUUUUUUGAUUGUUUAAGGGGAUUUCAAAAAUUAAUGGGAAAAAUCCAAAAAAAAAUUAUAGAUACAAUGGUAAAUAUUUACGUAAGGCCGCGGCGUUACCAUUUCAAUAUUUUUACGGCUUAUGUUUUUGACAAAAAAUAUUUCUACAGUUGAAAAACGACAAAAAACAUUUUUUGUUUCAUUUUUAAUCUAAUUUAAGAGUAAGUAAUUUCUUUCUUGUUUUUUUUUUUUGCGAGUUUUUGUAAAAACUGAUAAAACCCGGAAAAUGAAGAAAAAUGAAAACUGACAAAUUACGUCGUUACGAUUUUAUUAUUUUAAAUUUUUAAGUUUUUCGUUUUCUAUCAGAAAUGUUGCUUCAAUAGAGAACAAAAAAGAAAUAUUUUUUGUUUAAUUUUUAAUUCAGUUAGUGAUUGAGAAAAUCGUUUUUUUUUAUAUAGUUUUUUUAAUAAUUGAGCAAAACUGAAAAAUACGUAAAAAUUCGGGAAAAUUUACGAAAAUAAUUAUAACAUUAUUUAAUUUUUUUUUUUUGAAACGUUAAGUUAAAAAUAUUCGUAGAAAGUUAAAUUUUGACAGAAAACUUAUAUUUGCUUUUUCUAGAUUUGAUAAAAUUUUGCAUUUGAGCCUGUUUUGAGCUAUUUAUAGACAAUUCAAUUUUGCCAUUUUUUACGUAAUUUUAUUUGUUAGGUACUUUGUGGAUAAAAUUGUUAUAUUGAACAGAAAUGCUUGACAAAUUGAUAGGAGGUUUAUUAUAAGUCACACUUAAUGGAAAAAAAAAAAAUGAAUUGUCAUGUAUUAUUAUUAUUAUUUUUUAAUACGAGUUUUAAAAUCAAAUUUUGACAAAAAUCGUGAAAAUUACGGUUUUUCUAAACAUAACCGAAUUUUGCCCCGAAUUGUUUUUCGUUAGCAACGGUUUAUCGUUAGUUACAGGUAUAAAUUAAUUUUUUUUUUAAAUAUCCUAUUUUUCUAACUACCCACCUACAACAGUGGCCACACCCGUUCCCAGUAUCAGCUUUUUUUUUUUUAAAAUAUUUGCUUAUAUAGGUAUAAGUUGGGUAGUUGACAGUCUGCAAAGACCGGUUGUCUGUCAUUCAUCUCGCUGCACUUAAUAUAAGCUCCAUUCCGAAAUCUGAUUAUUAACAUAUUAUUUAAGAUGUAUUAAUAUUGAUAUUUUUUUUCUAAUACUAAUAUCUUAUAAUAAUAAUGAUACGAAUAAAAUCUAUCCCAACAAUUAUGUCAAUCUACCAGUAACUAUACGGGCGGAUGGGCUUAACGGGUUUAUAAGUCGUUCAAAUGUUCACAUGUAGGUUUUGAAACCUUAACAACUGUAUUAUACGAGUGUAUAGUUAUUUAUAAUGGUUUGAAUUAAACAUUUAAAUUGUAAAUUUAAUGACUUAUUAUACAUUAAUAUGAAAUUUAAAAAAUUGAUUUUAAUAUAUUUAUUUUUUUUUACCGAGGAUUGGGUAAUUCAUUUUUUAAGUUAUGUAAACUAUUUAUUGCUUUAGAAUAGACAAGUUAAAUUUACUUUUAAUUUUAAACAUUUACCUCUUAAACCUAUAUAAACAAUAAUUGUUUGUUAUAAAUUAUUAUAAAUUAUACACAUAUUAUAAUAUCGCCUAUAUAAUAACAGAUUACACUUAUUAUCAAUUUUCAAUAAAAUUGCACAUUUUAUAUUAUACAAAAAUAUCUAAUAGUAAUGGUUUAAUUUAAAGGUUGCGUUAAAAAGACAACAAGCUGCUGAAGAUGCCAUAGCAUUGGGAUUGGCCUCUGUUACUUCUGGGACGAAAUAUGGAUGUUUACCUCAAGGUCCCAUCUUUGGAAUGACUGUCCCGACUUCGAAAUCUCCUGUCGGUAUGUAAAUAUUAAUUUUAAUAAAUAUUAUAGAGACGGGAUACAAACCUAUUAAAAUUCAUUUUUUUUAGCUAAAGAAGAAACUCCUCGUCCCGAAGAAAAUCUGACAGUAACUUCUCAGACAUCAGCUGACGGUGCUGCUAAAGGAGUGCAGGUACCGCCGGGUUCUCUCGAUUUGCUUUGCCGGUUAUUUCCGGAGAAAAAACGGUCGGUUCUAGAGCUGGUACUCCGUCGAUGCGAACAUGACUUAUUGAAGGCUAUCGAGCAUUGCGUUCCUUUGUGCAAAUCUUUGACCGCUAAUCAAAAAUCUCGAAAGUCCAGUGGUGCCGGUAAUUAUAUUUGAUAAAUCAUUAUAUCUUAAGCUAUUGCAUAUUUACGGUUAAUUUUAAAUCGAAUCGAUAUUUUUUUAGAAAAAAUUGAUACACCACCAACUGCUACCAUUGGUUCUGCUUUUAUGCCUUGGGGUUUGCAUCGUGAACCACCGGUAGCUCAUCAAAACGCUCGACGGCAGCUGGCCACAAGAUUAACUUAUCAUCAUGUACCAGAACCGACUACAACGUUAUUUCACCAUUUUAGGUAAGAAUCGAGGUUAGCAAAAUUAUGCUGAAUUUGGAAAAUAAUUUAUUGAGCAUAUUAUUUACUGAUCUGUAUUCGUGAUUUUUAAAUUUCUGAGUAAUGUUUUAUAAUAUUUAUUAGUAGUAGUAGUAGUAGUAGUACUUUUGUUGGUUGUUUUAAAUAUUUAUGUUUAUAUAAUCCAGUAGAUUUUGGAGGAAAUUAGUUAGUAUUAUAUAAACUACCAACCUAUUGUUUUUGAUUAAAUUUAGCAAUUGUGUAUUUUCUGCUAAUUUUUUUCUUAAAACUAAAGAGUAAUUUAAUAAUUAGUUAUGUUAAAGUUAAAAAUAUUUAAUCGGAAUCGAAAUAAUUAUAGUAUUAUGUAUCCAAAUUUCAUAAACAUUUUUUUUUAUUUUAAUACAAGUUGAAUUCAACAAAUAAAUAGGUCAUUUUUUUUUUAUUUGAUUAGAAGACAAUAUUUAUACCUAUGUAUAGAAAUAAAGAGUUGAAUUAUUAAAUUAAAUUAAUUUUUUUCAACAGGACACAGUCUACAGGAGUCUCAUGCGGACCGCCGUUUUAUUUGCCGCCGUUUUUACUGGAAUCAGCAGAGUCGUGCCAUGUAGCCAACUGUGCAGAAUGCGCAUCAGCUGCAGUUCAACAGAUAUAAAUAUUGAAGUCAUCAUUUUCGUUAAUAUUUUAACUACACGUA